This is a messenger RNA of Doryrhamphus excisus (bluestripe pipefish), 5477 nucleotides long. Lineage: Eukaryota; Metazoa; Chordata; Actinopteri; Syngnathiformes; Syngnathidae. The record is from RefSeq and is a predicted model, not a curated record.
UCUGUGAUGCCCACCCAGGACGUCCGGCUCAGCUGACACACUGACGACAGACCAUUUCCUCAUCGCAGCGCCAUCCUUGUCUGAGGACAUCAUGUCCGGUUGCACAAAGUCCUCCUCCCCCUGCAUGGUACAAGUCCUUGGACAAAGUACUCCGAAAGAAGUGGUGGACAUCCAAAUGUUAUCAGAAAACAACCUCGCAAAAAAUCCUGAAGCUUGGAUGAAAACUGAUCCCGUGCAGAACAGCCAUGGUCCGGACCGUGAAAACAGAGAUCCUGAGGCAUUAGAAGACGACAAUUCGAGUCACCACGACAAGGAAAAGGAAACGGAUGUGUUGGAAAGUGACCACCAGUCUCAGAAGAAAGCCAAAGGCUACAAAUGCAAAUGCUGCCCAUUCCGGUGUCAGAGCCUGACUGAUUUGAAUGCGCACAUGGACUCCAGCCACCCAAACGUGUUCCUCAAUCCACAGUACCACUGCACCAACUGUGACUUCAGUGCCAAAAAGUUUGAGAUCCUCUCUGAGCACAACAAGAGCCAUCAUGCUGACAAGAACAACUUCAAAUUCAAGAGGAUUUAUAAAAACAAUCAGGCUAUCUUGGAGCAUGCUGGAAGCAAAGCUGGCCUGUUCCCACAUUGCUUCUCCACCACAGUGAAAUCUCCAGAUUCUUUCGAGGUCCUCCGUGGGGACAGUCAUGUCCCUGACCAGGAGGACCAAAUCACGGCCGUCAGCCUCAACAGGACGAUCAUCAUUCCAGAGCCCUGCAUCCUCCAAGACCUGUCCCAUGUCACCCCGGUGCUCCAGCGCCCACCGAAUGUAAACUGUCUACCAAAAGUAGCCGUUCCACUGAACACCACCAAAUAUAAUCCCACCCUGGACCACAACCUGACCCUGAUUGCUUCGUUUAACAAAUUCCCCUACCCGACGCACGCUGAACUGUCAUGGCUGACGGCUGCCUCCAAGCAUCCGGAGGAACAAAUCAAAGUUUGGUUCACCACCCAGCGGCUCAAGCAGGGAAUCACAUGGUCUCCAGAGGAGGUGGAGGAGGCCAGAAAAAAGAUGUUCAACGGCUCCAUCCCUGCCGCCCAUCACACUUUCCCAGCUCCGCCCACAGGUUUUGUCUCUUCACAGUCGACUAAAGCCUCACAUCAGGCGGCAGUGGAGAAGCACAACCGAACAGCCAACCCCAAUUCUGACACCAAAAAGGUUCUGUCAGGAGACACACUUAAACGGUCCUUGAUGUCUCAAUCUGGUCCUGAGUCAAAGCGGCCUGUCAUGGUAGUUGCUCCCAGUCCAGGAGACUACAAAGACAAGGCCCUAAUGGCUCCUCCUCCACCUCCUCCCUUUCAAAAAGACAGCCAUUUGAAUGCUCCCCUGGGAGGCCUUCCCCCGGUCACCACGGAGAGGAAGAAGCCACCCACUGCUGUGUCUUUAAUGCCAGUGUCAUCAUCACUAGGAGUCAGGGGGAACAGUCUCUCCAACGCCAAAACUAAACCGGUGGUGUCGCUGCCGUCCAUUGUCUUUCCGGAGUCCUUAACGAGGCCAAUGAUUGCUCCGCUGCCCACCUUUUCCCCGCUAUUUAAAAGUUCGUUACUCAUUCCCCGAUCUUCCAAAGAAAAGCUUCUAAGUGUUUUGCCAACCGCUGAUGUGAUGUUCCCAAAUUUGUCUCAACUUGGGACCGCUCAGGUGAAGAGGCCUCUCAUCAUCCAGUCUGAAGCCCUGGUCCACGUUCCAGGUAUCCAAGAACAACGGAGUGCAGAUGUGAAAGGCACCUUGCAAGGAGACACGACGCUCAUUCCUGUCAAGGAUGCUAACGGGAUGUCUGGUGACUUAGCUGAUGUGCCGGAGGAAGGCCAGGUUCUGGUUGCGACCAAAGCAGAUUCCCAGCAGAGGUCGUCAGUGUUGACUCACUUUCCACUGCUGGAGAGAAUGAAGGGGAAGACUUCGGAGCAGCUGAAGAUCCUGGAGGAGUACUUCCAGAGGAACAGCUUCCUCUCCCACUGCGGUGUGGAAAGUCUGGCAGUUGCCACCUCUCUGUCCCACCAGGAAAUUGAUGGUUGGUUUGCAGAACGCCGAGCCCUUCGGGAUAACCUCGAACUAGCUCUCCUCAACUCAAUGGGUGCAAAGAGGAUGGAAGUGGACAAACAUUUGAUGGAACCUCUCAAUGGGAUUCACAAGCAGAGUUCUAGUGUGGAGGAUCUUAAAAUCCCAGCUCUGCUGCCACCCUUUUCUAGCCCAAACCAAAAUUCCUGCUCAGUGCCUCCGAACAGCCAAUGUGGGGCGCUCCUCAAAGAUUUUACACAAACCGAAGGGAUGAGCCUUUCGGAGGUUCCUCCCGGGCAGGCCGGUGAGGCCCUCGCACGCUGGUUCUGUGAUGGCCAACUUUUCCCAGACACUGGACUGAACGGAGGCCAGGGGCUGCUACCAAAAACUGCUUUGUCCACUUCCUGUGAGAGCUGCAAGGAAGUAGACGUGGCCAAUAGCGGCAGCAAGAUGCUGGAGCUCGGCUGGCUGAUGGAACAGCACACCAACAGCCUCAGCACUCAGCAACACAACUAGCUCCAAGACCGCAUCAGUGGCAGGUGCGAGUAGGAGCCAGCAUCAUUGUCGCCAUGGAAACCACGCACGAGGACUGCUGGUCGACACCAUGACCAUGGAUCCUGUCAACCUCAUCCGACAUCACCUUGGCAACAGUGACUGCCCCCCGCCACCCCCCACGUGACACCGGACCUUAUUGGCCGUUAGCAGCUAGCUUGUGCGGCUAAUGUGUCCGUAAUGUUUCCGUCCUAGAAAGUAAUCUCAGGUUUUGUCCCGAUUUCGCCCUGAAGCCGCGUCGGGGGGGGGUGGGGUCAGGGAGUUGCUAUGGAGACACAGGAAGGAUGCCUCAAUGUAUCCUCGUACUGGUUGGACAAACUUCUCCUUGAUUUUGCUGUCAAUAAGCCUUUUCUUUUGGAACCAUCCAAUCACCUCCUUUUAUUCUUUAGCCACGCCUCUCACACACACACACACGCACCGGACUUCCUGUCCUGCCUUCUCAUUGGGCCUGGUACACACCUGUCCUCUUGAAUGUGGGACAUUCUGUGGGACAAUGGACCUGAUGAAUGUGUCACACACGCACACUGCUUGUUGGAGAGGUCAGGGGUCAUGUGAGGCGUUUGCAAAUGGAGGAGGAAUGUUUUCCUGGAGCUGAAAGCAGAAAAGUUGAAUGUGACUGUUCCUGUGAGGCUCACGGUCGCUUUCAUCGCCAAAGUGACAGACGCACACCGCGAGUUGUGAUCACACUUCCUGUCAGGCCGGUGCCACUUCAUUCGCUUGCGUCUCAGCUUUCAUCAUCCAGCGUUUCAACUUCCUGUCAAAAAGCAAAUGUCUUGGGAGCCUGCUGGAGACGAGCGGGUGUCUUCUGGACGCCGCCGCACAUCAUCGGCAGCCAGCGCAACCCGGUGGAUGCGUCUGGAGUCUGUAGGCCUGAAGAAGCCCCGCCCACCAGAAGCUGCUCCUCGGGGACUGGUGGCGCCGAGGGAAUGUAAGGAAAAGAUGAGCGCUUAGUAGGAAGUGACAGACUUUGAAGACGAGUUCAUGCGUGUUAAUGGCGCUAUACAUCACACGCCGCAACACGUUAACAUACGCUAACCAACAGGUGCGCAGAGCUCUGUGAGGCCAACCGCAGGAAGCAGCGGCAGGGCACGCUGCCAUCUGCUGACACAACACGGUGCCUGCCAUUGUAGGCUGGGAAGGGUAAGGUUGGGUAAGGCUGGUAAGGAACACUCGCUUUUUUUCAGCUUUUUAUUCCUGGCAAAUGACAAGGUCAAAGUUGAAAGAGAAUAAAUAGGAAGAGGAAGUGGGUGCACUAAAUUACAAAUGAAAGUGUUUUUGUGUGCAAGGCUGACGUGGUGCUGGACCGUGUCAGUCCAGGAAGCCGUGAUGUGAUCAAGUCCAGUAAAAACAUGACCUUCUUGUCCUGGCAAACACGCUUGACGGCACUCACUGGACGUCCUUUCACAAUAAAAGUCCGCUUGGAAGGUCAGCUUGGAAAAGUAUUUGGAUACAAGAGGUCUCACUCGGAGAAAUAUCUGCAAUCUUCUCUGUCAUACAAAGCAGCCGAGAGAAAGAAGCAAUAUAAAAGCUGGCUUGUUCCCGCCACAAUAAAAGGUCUGUCCUGUGACGACCGUGUCUUCCUCACCACUCGUUCAAGCAAGAGCCUGCUCACGUUUGCUGUGAUGUCCCGCCAGGAGACAACUCACCAUGAUCCUCCUCUUCCGGCUCCGGGUUGCAGUCAUCAUCGGUUUGUUCUUUCACGUCCAUGUCUCCUUCGCUGUCCGCAUGUUCUAGUGCUUCCUCCUCCUCCUCCUCCUCCUCCACCUCGCUGAACACCUUGCCUUCCUUCGCCCGCUGACCCAACUCACAAAACCACGCCCUCACGUGUUGCUCGCUCAUGUCCGACUUGGCUGCCAACGCAUCCACGUCGCCUUCCCUCAGGACGCCGUGCUGGAGGUAGUAGUCCCUCAGGACCGCCUUGCCGCUUUUGGCCUGCAACACACGCACAUUUGUGUAUGAAGUACACCACCCUGUCCGUCUCAAGGAAACUUCUGCUACUUUGUUGGAAAGGUCCCAUCACCUCCUGGUGAGCUUGGAUAUCCAAUCCUUCAUUCUUUCACCACUCCAUCCAAACAUCCUUCAUGCAUUUGACUUGCUGCUAAAUGGCUAAUAUUUGUGUACUUCAAUAAAGUUGAAAAGAAGGUGCUGGCUUUCCUCUCCAUAGAAGGGCGGCAGUGACAAGCACCUUCCAGCUCACACUCACAAAGCUUUCACCAUCUUCCACAAUCUGCACCUAUUCCAGCUGGAUUCCCUUUCUGCUUCCCUGUUUUAAUUUAUUCCAGCCCAGUGAUUGGCUGUCCACCCGUCCAGCUGGGAUAGGCUCCACCACGCCCGCAACCUUUGAGAGCAUAAAAACGUCAACGUAUUUUUUGACGUCAUCGCCACCCUAAUUGAGAUGCAGAUGGAAGAGUAGUUUGUGCAACCUUGGAGGUAUGAAGGAUGGAACAAACUCCCCCUGCAGAUGCAGAAUAUAGCAGCGUGUCACACAUGCAGAGUGUGGAAUGUUCAAGGGUCCUCCAGGUGGCUCUAGUCCUUGGGUUGGCUCCAGCAGCGGUUGGCUGUCGCCAGCGCCAGGUGUCCAUCGUGGGAUGUUGGCACACGGAGACGUCCUGCACCAUCCAGCCUGGCCAACCACCUAACAGCACAGCAUGGGUCAUCUCGCCUUUCUGAGCGAAUCAAGCGCUCCUUUUCUGUGACGUGCUACAAAUGGUCUGUCUUGUACACAAACAUGGCGUCGAGGGUGUUCAUAUUCACUCUAGAAAUGACUUGCUAACCACUAGCAAGUUCGAGUGGCUGAACCAAAGCAUCAAAUGUCAGCACGUUCCUUGAACUCUUGGCCCCAGGGAGCAUUUCAGCCCUAAAGAUGGCUAACUGCAGGAAAUACAGU